Tripterygium wilfordii is the source of this 5305-nucleotide messenger RNA. Its product is annotated as transcriptional elongation regulator MINIYO. The transcript has 10 exons. The record is from RefSeq and is a predicted model, not a curated record. The coding region runs from base 106 to 4935 and encodes 1609 amino acids. Lineage: Eukaryota; Viridiplantae; Streptophyta; Magnoliopsida; Celastrales; Celastraceae.
ACCGUCUCCCUCGCGCUUCCCCUCUUUCACAAGUCUCAAGUCUCGACUCUCCUCGCUCUCUCUCUCUGCUUCGUUUUUCUGAGCGGCAAACCUACUUGACUGAUAAUGGAGAAGAAGAAGCAAAUCAAGCAAAUCAAUAGUAGUAGAAUAAAUUCUCAGAACAGAAACUUUCCUUUGCAGCCGAAGAAGAGCUUUGGAGUCGGCAUUGAAGAGGGUUCUUUCUUAGUUGGUAACGUAAUAGAGAAAGGAAUCUCAGAUGAUCCAUUCGACUCCAACCCCAACCGCAAGCAUACUCCAGGCCCUAAACCCACUGUUCUUCCCUUCCCAGUUGCCAGGCACCGCUCUCACGGACCCCAUUGGGGUCCAUUAGGCCAACAAGGGAAUGAUCAUCAUGAUAUUGAUGGAGAGGGCGGUGAGGACGAUGAAGAAGAUUAUAAUCUUGUUGACCCACACCCUAAUGCAGUUUUUGCCAAUCCAGUACAGAGGAAGGAGAAAAAGGGCUUAAAUUUUAGAGAGUGGGAAGAGCUAAAAUCAAGUGACAGUUCUCUGCUGAAAAAUAAAGUGAAAGAGAAUAGGUUAAAUUCUGCAACGUCUGAAAAACUUAGGAGGGAAAGAGAGGCAAAAAGUGGCCAAUCUCCGGCAGAUUCAAGUGCUUUACAUCCUAUGGAAAUUGAUAUAGAACCGAAUUCUGACUCUUGUGUGCUUGUGACUAAAACUGAGGGGAUGAUCAAUGAAAUGAGUUCUGGCUCCCUUGCUUUGACAGUGGAAAGGGAAUCAGAUAACUCACUUUACAUCCCAGUCCAGGAUAACAUUAGUAAUUCCUGUUCCAUCAAAAUGGAAGUUGAAGCUGAAUCUGCACCCAUAAGAAGGGAAAGUGGCGCAACAAGUUUGUCACGGCAUGAUAAUAAAGAAAUGCAGUUAAAGAAAGUGAAGGAUAUGGAUUGUGGAGAACUGCAUAUGGUGGAGAAACAAGAGCAGAGGCCAUCAAGUUCAACUCCAGUUUCCAGUUUGAAGUCAUAUGAACUUGGGAAUGAACAAAAGCCAAUAUCUCUUGAGAGUGAGAUUGAUUCUGAAAAUCGUUCUCGCUUACAAAAUAUGUCAGCUGAAGAGAUAGCAGAAGCACGUGCUGAGAUAAUGGAGAAGAUGGACCCUGCAUUGCUCAACUUACUAAAAAGGCGGGGCGAAGAAAAAUUGAAGAAGCAAAAGAGCUCAAGAGCAGAUAUGGCUAUCGGAAAGAAAUUGGACCAGUUUAGUGGCAAUACCAGGGAUGUUUGGACUGAGAGAGUUGAAGCUGUUAGAGAGUUAAGAUUUUCAUUGGAUGGGGAUGUUAUAACAAAUGAGAAUGUCCAGAUGCCUGACAAUGGCAAAAGUUCUGCUUACCAUAGGCAUAAUGCUGAGGAUGUCACUGAUCGUGACUUUCUCCGAACUGAAGGAGACCCCAGUGCUGCUGGCUACACAAUCAAGGAAGCUGUAACAUUAACUAGAAGUGUGAUUCCAGGACAACGAACGCUUGCAUUGCAUCUCCUUGCAUCUGUGCUUGAUAAAGCAAUACACAAUAUUUGUCACAACCUGGAAGGUUGUAACAUGGGAAGUGCUGGCAGAGUUGAUAGGUCUGCUGAUUGGCAAGCUAUUUGGGCCUUUGCGCUUGGUCCAGAACCAGAGCUUGCUUUGUCAAUGAGGAUGUGUCUUGAUGAUAAUCACAGUUCAGUAGUUUUAGCAUGUGCCAAAGUCAUCGAGAUCAUAAUGAGCUGUGAUUUGAAUGAGGUCUUCUUUGAUAUCUCAGAGAGGAUAGCAAAUUAUGGAAAACAUAUCUGUACUGCCCCUGUUUUUCGAAGCAAACCAGAUAUUGAUGCUGGUUUCCUCCAUGGUGGUUUCUGGAAGUACAGUGCUAAACCUUCAAAUAUUUUGCCAAGUGAAGAUUUCAUGGAUGAAGAGACUGAAGGGCAACAUACAAUUCAGGAUGACGUUGUUGUUGCUGGACAGGAUUUUACUGCAGGGUUGGUUAGGAUGGGAAUCCUUCAUAGAAUUCGCUAUCUAUUAGAGAUGGAACCUACCGCGGCUUUAAAAGAAUGCUUAGUUUCCAUACUUAUUGCAAUAGCGAGGCAUUCGCCAACAUGUGUAAAUGCAAUUAUGAAGUGCCAAAGGCUUGUUCAAACAGUCCAUGGAUUUACUGCAAAGGACAAUGCAGAAACUCAUCCUUUGGAAUUAAAAUCUGUUACCUUUUUGAAGGUGUUAGUGCUUUCUGACAGGAAAAAUCGUACUGAGUUUGUAAACAGUCGGUUUUUCCAUGCUGUAACAUGGCAUCUGUAUAAAAGUUAUUCUUCCCUAGAUCAAUGGGUAAAAUCGGGGAGAGAAAAUUGUAAACUUUCAUCUGCUUUGAUGGUUGAGCAACUGCGUUUCUGGAAGGUCUGCAUUCAUAAUGGUUGCUGUAUAUCGUACUUUUCUGAAGUCUUCCCUGCCUUGUGCUUGUGGUUGACUCCACCAACAUUGGGAAAACUUGAAGAGCACAAUAUUCUCUGUGAAUUUACUUCUAUCUCUAAGGAGGCGUUCCUUGUUCUCGAGGCAUUGGCUAGAAGACUUCCUAAUUUCUAUUUAGAGAAUGAUCAAACUGAUAAAAUCUCAGAUUGUGCUGGGGAUGGUUCAGAAACCUGGUCUUGGAGUUUCGUUGGUGCAGUGGUCAAUUUAGCUUUAAAGUGGAUGGUAUCAAUUGCCGAUUUUUUCAAGCAGAAAAUAGAAAUCCAAGGAUACCUUUUUUCUCAAGAUUCAUCUGUCACUCCCUUGUUGUGGGUACAUUCAGCUGCCAUGUUUAUGCUUUCUGGAGUGCUUCAACGAGUGAUCCCAGAUGGAGGAGUUAGCCUGCACGAAAGUGACAAGCAGUUGCCAUAUUUGCCUGAAUUUGUUCCUAAAGUUGGACUUCUAAUUAUUAAGCAUGGAGGUUUGAAAUUUAUGGAUUCUAAUGGGACAGAUGGUGCAGACUUUUGUGGAGGAAGCUCCUUCAUUGAAUUCCUAUGUUAUAUGAGACAACAACCUGAAUAUGAAAGGUCAUUAGCUUCUGUAAGUUGCCUUCAUGGUCUGAUUCAGGUAACAGUGGCCAUUGAUCACUUGAUCCAUUUAGGCAGGAAUGGGGUUCGGUGUCCUUCCCAAGAAAUCAGUUUAUCUAGAGAGGAGAAGAUACUUGAGGACGGGAUACUGAAGCGUUCGCUUGUUCAAUGGAGACAUGUGCUAAAUCUUUUUAUGAAACUGGUUGCAUCAGAAUGGAACUUUAUCCAGUCCAUUGAGGUUUUUGGUAGAGGAGGCCCAGCUCCAGGUGUGGGAGUUGGCUGGGGUGUCUCUGGCGGGGGAUUUUGGUCCGUAACUGCAUUGUUGGCCCAGACAGAUGCAGGCUUUUUGAUUGACUUGCUUGAAAUCUUCCAGGUGGUUUCUGUCAAGGAUUUACCUUUAGAGGAAGACAUGAUCUUUACCGCACAGAAAAUAAAUUUUAUAUUAGGAAUCUGUUUAAUUGCUGGCCCAGGGAAUAGGGUAAUUUUGGACAAGGCAUUAAGUAUUUUGCUUCAGGCCCCUGUGAUGAAGAACCUUGAUCAUUUUGUCCAGCGUUUUAUCCAAGCCAAUAGAACAAAAACAUUUGGGUGCCAGUAUACAGAGGAUGAUUACCGAUCUUUUAGUGUCAUUUUAGCUUCUCACUUUAAAGACAGAUGGUUGUCUGUAAAGAAAAAAAUCAAAGCUGUGGAUGCCAGAAGUUCUUCUGGCAGAAAAGCGAAGAAGAGUAAUGUUUGUCUAGACACUAUACACGAGCACUUGGACACAUCAGAUAUAAGAAGUCCUGAUCAUUACACUACCAAUGAAGUAGUAGAGUGGGCUCACCAGAGAUUGCCUCUUCCCAUGCAUUGGUUUCUUAGUCCUAUCUCAACCAUAUCCAACACUAAAUGUGCUGACCUUCAGAUGGUUUCUAAUGUACCAGAUCUUGUGCAGGAGCCCAGCCAUAGUCUUGAAGUUGCCAAAUGUGGAUUGUUCUUUCUUUUGGGUAUUGAGUCUAUGUCAACAUUCUUACCAGCUGAUGCCCCCUCCCCGGUUCAGGCUGUGCCAUUAACUUGGAAGUUACACUCUCUAUCUGUGGUAUUGCUAAUUGGAAUGGGUGUGCUUGAGGCAGAGAAGAGUAGGGAUGAUUUUGAAGCAUUGCAAGAGCUCUAUGGACAGCUUGUUGAUGAAGCAAGGUCUGCUAGAAUUGCUGAACUCAGAUUGGAGAGAGAAAAGAAUUUAACCCCAGAAACUAGGAAGUAUGACGUGGAAUUUCUAAGGUUUCAGUCAGAAAUUCAUGAGAGUUACGCUACAUUUAUUGAAACUCUAGUGGACCAAUUUGCGGCUAUAUCUUAUGGUGACAUGAUAUAUGGCCGGCAAGUUGCAGUUUAUCUACAUCGUGGCACUGAAGCUUCUGUGAGACUCGUUGCCUGGAAUGCAUUGGCUAAUGCUCGUGCUCUUGAACUUUUGCCCCCUCUAGAGAAGUGCUUUGCUGGUGCAGAAGGAUAUCUUGAACCUACCGAGGACAAUGAAGGUGUUUUGGAGGCUUAUGUGAAGUCAUGGGUUUCUGGAGCACUUGACAAAGCUGCAACUCGAGGAUCAAUGGCGUAUGCACUGGUUCUACACCACCUUUCAUCUUUUAUUUUUCUCCUCAAAGCCAAUGAUAAGAUAACACUGCGGAAUAAGCUUGUGAGGUCUCUCUUGCGAGACUAUUCCCGGAAGCAGAAACACGAGGAGAUGAUGUUGGAAUUUAUUCAAUAUAACAAGCCAUCUAUGCCCCAAAUGUCUGACCACAGCCAAGGUUCUGUACAACAAGGGAGCAUCAUUGGGGACAGGUUUGCUGUUUUAAAGGAUGCUUGUGAAGGAAACUCCUCUCUUUUGAAUGAGGUUGAAAAGCUCAGGUCUGCCUUUUUAAAUUAGAAAUAAUAAUGUAACUCAUAUGUAUAUGUAUAGGAGCAGUUGGAAAUAGAAAAGAAAGAAGAAAAAAGUAACAUGGAAGAUAUGUUGUUAAGGCGGACAUGAUCUUUUGCUUUUGUUUGUCUACCUUUUUUUCCCAGUUUUAUGUGAUUAUGCAUCUAUGUUGUCCCGUCGUCAUACAUUAUCUAUGGACUCUAGUUCAUGUCAGAGAGGCCUUUUGUAGCAUUGAUACAUGCCGGAACAGGGGUGGCUAGGGCUGCCCCCGCUGUAGCCCAAUUUUGGGCUUUUUAAUUGAAGUUUUAAGUGUGUAGUAUUGAGUCUAACGAAUCCAAUGAUGUAUUUUUAUUUUGAACUAAAAAUUAUUUUCAUCGCA